This is a messenger RNA of Tribolium madens (black flour beetle), 449 nucleotides long. RefSeq lists its product as uncharacterized. NCBI's taxonomy places the organism in Eukaryota, Metazoa, Arthropoda, Insecta, Coleoptera, Tenebrionidae. The record is from RefSeq and is a predicted model, not a curated record. The transcript is spliced from 3 exons. The coding region runs from base 50 to 439 and encodes 129 amino acids.
UUUCCCUAGAAACAAGUCUAUCGAACAUUCAAAUUUAAAUAAUCAUAAAAUGUCUAAUACUGAAGUUAUUGAAAUACAUAAUUCAGCACACAAAGAUAAAAAGGAAAACCACCGAGAUUUAUGGAAAAAAUUAGUAAAAGAAACCGACGAUUUGGUAAAAGAGGUGGAAGAAUAUAAACGUUCGAAAACACCGGUUCUAGAUCCUCCCCCACAUCCAGUUAUUGAUUAUUUAAAUGAAACUGUUUUCCCAGUUCUUAACCGCGGGUUAAUAAAAAUGCUUGAAAAAGUAAAGGAGCAAGAAAGCGAAAUUUUUACAGAAGGUGACACUUAUCUUAAUAGUCUUAAUUUUAUUGCAGAAUAUCUCUGGAACAUGAAUCCUAGACAUCCAGAAAGAAAAGAAAACUGGACACAAAUUACUAACAUCUUUGGAAAUAAAUAGUUAAUUACUA